AGUGCUGCCGUCUUCCGGUCCAUCUGCUUUUCCCGAUGCAAUUCAAACAUAGCUCACAUUACAGGCACAGAAGUACUUUACGUAAGCUUACAAUUUGCGAGUUAAAAGAAGCACAAUUGUUUUAAAACUCGACAGAUCGACCAACAUCCCAAAGAAAUGCAGCUUAUGUAGGCGUUAGCUUAAAAGAUUUCCUUAGACGACGCUCAGUGUUGAUCCUGUGAAGACAUCAAGAGCCAUGAAUAUCAGCACAACAUCAAAUUCUCCUUCGAUCGAUGUAAGGUUUUAUCUGUUCACCCAGCUCGCCACAGGGAUCUCCAUGGUGAUUCUGUCGCCGAUAACAGUCAUUAGUAACCUCCUGUUAUUACUGACUAUUUACAAAGAUCCUCUCAAAUGUUUCCGUACACCUGCUUCGUAUCUCAUCAUCGCUUUAGGCUGUGUUGAUUUCACAACCGGUCUUGUUAUCGAGCCUCUCUUCGUUGCUUACCGCCUGGCAAGUUAUUUGAAAUGGUCACUGAAUCCAGGCCGAUCAUACGAAAGCCUGCGAAGAACUGGAAGUUCUAUUUCCACCGUAAACCUCAACUUGUCAUUCUUGCUCGUUCUCGCUCUCAUUUGGAAACAGUUCCUUGCCAUAACUCACCCAGAACGUUACCGCUCGGCCAUUACAACGCGCAGGAUCCUUGUAUUUGUUGGUAUCUCGACGCUGUACUUCACAGGUUUCACUCUUCUGCAAUUCAUCGGAGUCUCCCGAAGAAGCCUCCUUCAGAUAAAUCUCCAUUUCCAUGCCACAGUCAUAACAAUCCUGCUUUUCGUUGGUUCUGCUAUACUUCUGAGGUCACUUCGCCGAUUUGCUAAAGAAUCUCGCCAAAAUGAAGACGAUAAAGGCUUGAGACAACUUGUGGUGGCAACUUUGUUUCUAUCAGCAAUACUAAUUGCUUGCACUCUUGCUCAUAUCAUUAUACUUAAUAUCUGGUUUUACGCAGAACUGGAGACACCACAAGACAAGCUUCACCUCCACGCUGCCAUGACAAUUGCAGACGAAAUGUUAUUUAUUAAGGUAGCUGCUGACGCAUUCGUUUACGCUUGGAGACUGCCAUACUACAGAAAGUCUCUGAAACUAGUGUUGACUCGUGCUGGGCGGCAAAUUGGAAAGGAAGCUACUGAAAUGGUGACUAUGGCCUGAUUAUUACUUAUUUUAACCAUAAUUAUAUAACCAGACACUUAUGGCUUGCGCGAAAUCGGAGAACUAAGAAUCAUUGCUGACUGAUAAAGCUAGCCUGUAACAGCAAUCCGUUCUUUUGUUCUAGUUACUGAGUCAGUUACUAUAGUACUAUAGAAAAAUUACGAAACCCAAAUCAAGUAAAUGUGAUUCACGAUGAUAUUCUACCUCUGAGAAAGAUGAGGAUAGAAAAUUAUUUGCGAUGGAAGUUCAUAAUUUUACAAACAAAUUAGGGAAACGCAUAGAGUUACGUAGAUAAAUUUCUUUAACGUUGCGUCCCUUCUUGUUAAUACCAGUUUCUGGUAAACCCAAUGAUAAAUACAAUAAGUUUAUACAUGUGUAAUUUUUUUAAGGUUCUCAUUUAUACAGUUCUGUGAAAUGAUCUAAUUAUACUACUCUAGUAUGUUUACAAGCUCUUUCUGUAUUUCAGUGCAAUAAUGAAAGUAUAACUAGCAUAAAAAUCGCGGACAAAAAUCAAUUGAUCAUAUAAUCUUGUAGAAGGCAAAGGACCCACAGUCAAUUUAGUCUUUGACCUUACUGUGAUGACGACACAGUAUUUAAAAGCUUACACAAUUAUGUGCAAUAAUCAAAUAGUGUUCUGUCUAAUUUAACAACUUCUCUGUAUAUUUCCAUAAUUUCAGUUUUCCCUUAUUUAUUCUCUAAUAUUAUUUGUAUUAAAAUCCUGGAGAGG
Pocillopora verrucosa is the source of this 1907-nucleotide messenger RNA. The record is from RefSeq and is a predicted model, not a curated record. NCBI's taxonomy places the organism in Eukaryota, Metazoa, Cnidaria, Anthozoa, Scleractinia, Pocilloporidae.